CACAUUGCGCAGGCGUACACCACGUACACCGAUGCAUCCAUAGCAUCGAGCUCUCUUGGCUGGAUUGAGGCUGGGUUGCUAACGGUCUGUCAGGUAUCACACAUUGGGCUUGAAGGGGGAAGAGCAGCGGUGGAGAAGAAGGGCGACCCAAGCGCCGCUACGAAAUGGCCGGGCAACAGUUCCAGUACGAUGACAGCGGCAAUACCUUUUUCUAUUUCCUAACGUCCUUCGUCGGACUUAUUGUGAUCCCGGCCACAUAUUACCUCUGGCCCCGGGAUCAAAAUGCUGAACAACUGCGCCUAAAGAGCCUGCGGAGGGUGCACGGCAGGUGUCUGUGGUAUCGGCUCAGGCUGAUGAAGUCGCAGCAGAGCAUCGUGCCAACACUAAAGAAAGCAGCCUUGUUAUUUGGGUGGCUUGUGUUUGUGCUGUUGGCCUACAAGGUGUCUAAGCUGGACAGAGAGUACCAGGAGUAUAAUCCAUAUGAAGUCCUCAGCUUGGACCCGGGUGCAUCGCUGUCAGAAAUCAAGAAGCAGUACCGUGUACUGUCACUCAAGUAUCACCCCGACAAAGGUGGCGAUGAGGCCACAUUCAUGAGAAUUGCUAAGGCCUAUGCUGCUCUAACCAAUGAACAGUCAAGGCAGAAUUGGGAAAUGUAUGGAAACCCUGACGGUCCAGGAGCAACCAGCUUUGGCAUUGCCCUGCCUGCCUGGAUUGUUGACCAGAAGAACUCAAUGCUGGUGCUGUUGGUGUAUGGGCUUGCCUUUAUGGUUAUCCUUCCUGUUGUUGUGGGGACAUGGUGGUACCGCUCAAUCCGAUACAGUGGAGAUCAGAUCCUCAUCAACACUACCCAGCUCUUUAUGCAUUUCAUGUGCAAGACACCGAAUAUGAACAUGAAACGGUUAGUCAUGGUGUUGACGGCAGCACUUGAAUUUGAUCCUCGCAACAAUAAGGAAGCAACUAUACGACCCACAGACAACGUCGAAGUGCCGCAGUUGAUCCGUGAAUUAGGAAAUAUCAACGUGAAGAAGAAGGAGCCUCCGUUUUACUAUCCCUACAGUCUGAAGGCCAGGGUGUUGGUGUUAGCUCACUUGGCCCGCAUGGACGUGUCUGAGGAAUUAGAGGAAGAUCAGAGGUUUGUGGUGAAAAAGACUCCAGCGCUUCUACAGGAGAUGAUCAACGUGGGCUGUCAGCUUAUUUUUAUGGCCAACAGCAGAGGUUUCAGUGCUCCUCGCUUGGUGACCAUAGAGAACUGUAUGAAACUGACCCAGAUGAUAGUGCAGGGCCUGAAGGAGUCAAAGUCGCCGCUGCUGCAGCUGCCUCACUUUGAAGAGGAGCACCUCCGAUACUGCAUUUCUAAAAAGUAUAAGGUGCGAACCCUCCAGGACUUGGUGAGCCUGAAGGACUCCGACAGACGAAACAUGCUGCGUUUCCUUGGAGAGGAGAAGUACGACGAGGUCAUGGCUGUGCUGGGCAGCUUCCCUCACAUCACCAUGGAUAUCAAACUGCAGGUCCUUGAUGAUGAAGACAGUAGUAACAUCACGGCAGGCUCAAUCGUCACAGUAACCGUCACCUUAAACAGGAAACGGAUGGUGGACGUGUUUGAACAAGAACAAGAGCCAGUGCCGUGUCAAGGAGAUGAGGCUGCCACUACAGAGGAAGCACAAGGAGACACAAGUAAAGCCAAAACCAAAGUGUGGCAGAACAAGAAUAAAGGGGCUAAAAAGACAGCCAAGUCCAAGAAGAAAAAGUUAACCAAGAAGAAAGCCACUCCUGCUCCUGCCAAAAACAAGCAGGCCAAUGGCAGCGUGGCAGGAAAUGAAGUCACAACAACGACGACAACGACAGUAGCAACUGUGGCGACAAAGGAGGAAGAUGAUGAUGGGUCAGACAAAGGCAGCGAGUCAGAUGAGGGCGAAGCCAACAAGGACUCCCCGAGCGAAAGAGACGAAGACAGCGACAAACAGAGCGACACAGAAGUCGACGAGAUGGCUGGCGACGACGAGGAGGAGUGGGAGGCGUUGCAACAAAGCAUCCAGCGGCGAGAGCGGGCCCUGCUAGAAACCAAGUCAAAGGUGACACACCCGGUCUACAGUCUCUACUUCCCAGAGGAGAAGCAGGAGUGGUGGUGGCUCUACAUUGCUGACCGCCGAGAGCAUACCCUCGUCUCCAUGCCCUGUCACGUGUGCACGCUAAAAGACACAGAAGAGGUGGAGCUGAAGUUUUCAGCCCCCUCCAAAACGGGCAACUACCAAUAUUCUGUUAUCCUUCGUUCUGAUUCCUACCUGGGACUGGACCAGAUCAAACCACUCAAGUUGGAGGUCCACGAGGCCAAGGCCAUGCUGGACAACCACCCGCAGUGGGACAUCCCCGACACAGAGGAGGAGGACGAGGAGCAAGAGGACAGCGACGGCAUCGAGGAGAGUGAAGAUGACGACGAGGACAACGACUGAGCGCGUGCGCACACGCUCAGCCCUCCCCCUCCCUCCUCCCUUUACCCUCCCAUGGACUUGGCCACACAUUCACUGCUGACCCCGCUCAAGCCAGAAAGCAGUCAGUGAGGAGCAGCGAAGCCACAAACACUCACAGAGUCACCGGGGACAGUUUAUACACACAGAGCCCUCCUUCAUUUAACCUUUGCAAAGUCAUGGACUGUGACCUGAACCCCGACACCCCGAAAUUCUCUUUUCUACAGAGACUUGUUUAUUCACUUUCCGCUGCUGGUGGAAGAGAAUUCUGUGAAUACUAACAGGCCUGUUGUGUGUGAGCGGGUGUGCGUGCGAGUGCGUGAAUGGUAUGUAACCUUGUGUGUCUUUGUACAGGUAUGACAAAUGGACACAAGGUGGACUGGAGGACCUAUUGUUAGAAUUCUAAUUAUUAUUAUUAUUAUAUUGGCUCUUUUCUUCUUUUCUUGACAGGGAGUGGGGAUGUAUAACCGCCAAUUCCAUCUGCAAAAUUAAAAAUGCUGAUCUCCGUAUGGAAAUCAUUCUCAACACA
Molecule: messenger RNA, 2994 nt
Organism: Oreochromis aureus
Lineage: Eukaryota; Metazoa; Chordata; Actinopteri; Cichliformes; Cichlidae
Gene: sec63
Product: SEC63 homolog, protein translocation regulator
Exons: 20
Coding region: 165-2450 (761 amino acids)
Biological process (GO): post-translational protein targeting to endoplasmic reticulum membrane; SRP-dependent cotranslational protein targeting to membrane
Cellular component (GO): Sec62/Sec63 complex
Molecular function (GO): RNA binding; transmembrane protein transporter activity
Source: RefSeq, a predicted model, not a curated record